AAGGACCCGGCCAUGGCCCGCGUGUGGCCCGCAGUCUGACGUCCGGAGACGCCCUCCGCAGCGCGUUUGCACGUGUUCGCUUUGUCCACCUUGUUCGGGAUCCAGCUUCCCGUGCUGACACCCACGGUCCCCCGCUGGCUGCCGGCUGGAAUACUGCCGGUAAAGAAAUACCAUGUCGACUUGCAGGAGCGUGCGGAUACUUUCUGGGAGCUUUUGGAGAGGCUUGUUUCCUCUACUUUUUCGACGGAAUUGCACGACAUGGAGGGUGUCGAACUGCUCGGCACAAUUCUGUCGCAGUAUCUGGCCCCCUCCAAGACGCUUGCCAGAAGGCUUCUAGAGGAAGUCAUGCUGAAAGCCUCGAGUGCAAUUGUUUCCUCAGAUGACGGCGUCGAAAACGCCUUGGAGGUGGAGAGCAGAAGUGCAGCUGGAACCACUACAACUCCUUCGGCGGCUGAAAAUACCACUGGUGGCUCGAAAAAGAAGAACAAAACCGCUGGAAAGAAUAAAAAGCAGAAAGAGGACAACAUUGAGGCUGCUCGUACUGACACCACUACCCCCACCCAGCAGGAACAACAAGGAGGAGUGUGGACGCCUUUUUUGCGGUUUUUGAGAAGCGAGAAGAUUCGUGAUGGCGAAAAGGACGUCUUCUGGGAGAAUCGAGUCCUAGCGGAGCCCUUGCUGUCAAAUUUGUUGGAACGCGACCCUUCCAUGCUGGCGCCCGUCGAAUUCUACGCGACCGAUAUGCUUGCGCGCACACGGGAAAAAAAGCAUUGUCGGGGUGAAGGUGAACAGCAGAAAGAUGUUGAAAUAUCGCAAGAGGAGUUGGAGAAACAGUGCAAGAAGCACCGCGACACGGAUGACCUCGCGGACGAGCUGAUUGCAAUGUUUUCCACUGAUGAUAGUGUGCCUGAUAGUACUGCUUCACCCUCGUCCGCAAGAUCUGUGUCCUCCAGUACCGGCAUUUCCAUGGCCGCGACCAUUUUCUUUGUGCAGGCCCUCGGAAGCUUCCUGCUUCACGUCGCACGCUUUGAGGAGAUUCGCAAAUCGACAGCCAAGAUCCAAACGAUUUAUUCGGACGCUGACCACGCAGCUGCCUGUGUUUUGGCGAAGAAAAUUCUCCCCGUGUUACAACAGUUCCUGGCGCCGAUCGCGCUGGUCGCAAGGGCCGCGCGCUUUCAGCUGCACGAGACGGGAUUUCUGGAAUUCACGCGCCACGCCUUCCCCUGGAUGAUGGAAACGUGGACCCAGGCCGGGGUGAACGAGCCGGGCCACGACGUGCUCAUGGAAUACAUUGACGACUCGACGCCAAAAACGGAUCUGUAUGAUCGAAAAUACGACGAAAUGCUCGCGAUCAUCGGUUCGUUGUUUGACGACAAGGAGCAACUGAAGUUGUUAUCUCCAGGUGUCGUUGCGGUGAUGGAAGACGAGGAAGUAGAGCAGCCUGCUGCCAGCGACACGCUGACCACGCCAGGAGCUGUCAUGUCCGCCUUCAAUGCAGUCGGAGGUGGUACUUCUUUGUCAAAGAGUAGGAAUAAAACUUGUGGUCCUUCUAGUGCUGCUUCUGCACCACUACCAUCGCUGUCCGCCGAAGCCGCUGCGGCGGUGGAACUCGCCACACAACAACAGCGGCCCAUUAUCACGAUUCGCCCGCCGAUUUUUGAAGCGGAUGACGACCUGACUGGCAAACGCGCGAUCGUGGACAAGUUUGACAUUGCGACGGGAAUGGAGAUCCGGGUUCUGCCGCAGCUGGAUGUGCAUCACAUUCCGGCGGAACGCGCAAAGGUUUCAGCCGACGAGAAUCAACCAGGUAAGAAAGGCCUUUUUGAGAAGCUCGGGGUUGUGAUUGCGCGGAAUAGGGAAAAUAACAGGAUCCAGAAUCACUGCCCGCACGGAGACUGCGAACCAAGCCAGCUUGUCGAGACCGCACAUCAAAUCCGGAACGACCAGAAGGAUAGCGAAAACUUUGAUGCUAAAAGCAUCGCGCUGCUGGGGCUCCUCGCAGAUUUACCGAAAAACUGCCGACUGUUCGAUGACAUAAACUGGAAAUUCGAAACGGGAAAAAGUGUAAAAGAUGACAUGAUGCGGCAGAUCAAGGCGGAAGCAGCUGCCAGAGCAGGGAAAAGUAGUACCACAAGUUCUACCACAUCUCCUGCUUGCAAUAAAACAACGACCGCAUCAAGACCGUCAAGUACUUCUAAGGCCGCGUCAACUUCUUCUCUCCUCUCCCCGGCCGCGCCGACAAGUUCCGUGACCAGAAGAAAUGUCGACCUCGUUUCCGGGAUGCUGUUACGCACGGAGGUUGUGCAGAGAAUCACGGGAGAAAAAUUGGACGCAGGGAAGGACCAGGACCAGUCCAAAAAUCCAGACGCGGUCUACUACUACGUGAUGCGCUUAGUCGAAACGGAUGAGGUGGUCCGGGUCCACGAACAGUACUUGAGUGCUAUGGUUCCACCGGAGAGGACCACUUGUUCUACAACCGACCCGACGAUUCCAGAGACAAGAGAAGAGCAUGCCUUCGUCGACGAGCUGUCAGCGCAGCUGAGUCCUUUAUCUGGAAGUGCUGUGGACAAGGACGGGGGAGCUGCAUCGUCAGAUUGUGAGCCCGAAGAGCCAAGCGGGUGGAUUACUGCGCCGCCAUUCAGCAGCGCUUCCUCGCCGGCUCUACGUGCAGCGGCAGGAGGACAAACAGGAAAGGCUGAAGAGGAUGGGCAAUUUCUGGUUUUUAUGGACCUGCUGGGCGGAGAUGGUAAAAAUCAAAAUGCUGUCCAAGGAGAAGCAAUAAAGCGAAGAAAAUGCAAUAGUACAGCGACGUCCAGUUCAAGCUCGUCUUCGUCUGACAGCUCAAGUGCUGCAUCCGAAAGUUGUAGUAUGAAAGGCGAUAUUGGUAUAACUUCAUCUUCGAGACUUCCUAACAAGUUCGAGACCGUGAAGAGAGCUCUUCCCGCCGAUCUGGCCAACCAGGUGACCGUGCAGAAUGUGAAUGGCACCACGGUGAUUAUGACGCCCAACGGGGUCGGAAGUAACGGGAUCAAAGCGUCCGCCAUGAAUGCCGUCGCGAUGGCACGCUUUGGAGACAGGAAUUUGAAGGAAAAGAACCAGGUCGCAGGAUCAAAGAAAUUGAUACUCCUUACCUUCAUGGAAGCUCUAAUUUACUGGAAAAGACACGACGGAACUGCCUACGGAGAGCGAGCGGACAGCUAUCAAGAGCAAUAUGUCGACGCUUUCCGUAUUCUAAUUUUUUACUUUUUUCGAUUUCGUACGUCUUGCUUGCAGCACCAGCCUGUGUAAGUAUUCUUGUUUUACAGAUGAUUCUGAUUGAUCAUUGGCAUGGCACAUGCACACAUAGACAUUCACAAUGUGCACCUGCUCUCCAAACAGGUACCACCUUCGCAAACAACGCAAGCUUGGGUGCGGGUUACAAGGCACUAACGGCGAGUAUGUUGUCCGCUGCUGAAGAGACGGAACGCAAGGAGGGCGAGGAAGCGAGGCAAAUUAAAAUGCCGGAGCAGCACCAGGAGGUCGUGCAGUGGAUGCUCAUGGUUGCGUACCACAUGUCAUGGCACACCCUCUCCGCGGAUGAAUUCAAGUCCACGCUCACCAGCAUCGCAUUAACGAAAAUUGAAGUAUAAUUUUCAGAUGCGUUGCAUUUUCGUUCCGAACGGUGACUAUGAAGAUGCGCAAAAUAUAAAGAGGAAUCUGUACUACCUGAUAACCAUAAUUAAUGACAAUAGUUUUAGCUCUUUGACUUUGAUAUCGACGAGAAGUUUUCAAAAUCGAUGAAAACGAAGAUUAGUGAUGAAGAAAUAGAAAUGGAAAGUAGUUUGUCCUUCUACUGCCUCCAUGCUGUCGUUGCCUCAGCUACAGGAGGUAUGUAUCGAUAUUUUCCCGUCGGCCAGAAUAAUGACCAAUGUUAAAACGCGAUGAUGUAUACAACUAUGAAAGUAGACACAGGUUGGACUUUUUUUCUGAAUAUCAAAUUCAAGAGGAUUUUUUUUGUUCCAAAUAAAAGGAAACUGAAAUAUUACUUGCUUUAUGUUUGUGAGCCAUGCUAGUAUGUCGUAACUAGGAGCCAAGCCGGGAACAGCUUGAACGGGGGAGUGCAUAAAGAAAUAUCUUGUAGCCCAUGUAAAUAAGUACAAAAAAGGUGAGUAAACGCGUUCCCACCUUGACGCAUAACUACAAACAAACAAACAAACGAUAAACUUACAAAGAUAAUCAAUCUAUAAUCUUCGAUUACAUACUACGCAUGGAUGAUAGCUUAGGCAGCAACUGCACACAAGGAUGUCAUCGCAUAGAGUUUGACCAUAAUGAAAUACACCGAAACUUUUUAUGCCAGUACGGUGUAUGAGAUGGAUGUUUGAAUACGACUUUUUUGUGUAUGAUGGAUUAAUAUGAGACUUCUUCAAUACUUUUGGUUAAAUUUUGGAGGCACCUUUUUCGUUCCUGUGCCACUGUAGCCACAUUGAAGGUAUGUCAGUCUCUCGUGCCUGAUAGAAUCGCUGCGGUGCAUUGCAGCAUUGUCCUAUGGAGAGUGGUGCAACAUACCAGAGCGCGCUCGCUUAAGAAAUGCAAAACCAAAUAACUCUUGCACUCCUUGACGGUUGGAGACAUCCAGCUCCACGGUUGUUUUGACGUUUUCAACACAUGCGCGAAAAGAACGG
Molecule: messenger RNA, 4661 nt
Organism: Amoebophrya sp. A120
Lineage: Eukaryota; Dinophyceae; Syndiniales; Amoebophryaceae
Source: the annotation of a GenBank genome assembly